Messenger RNA from Varanus komodoensis (Komodo dragon), 879 nucleotides. RefSeq names its product olfactory receptor 11L1-like. Gene Ontology annotation, cellular component: membrane. The transcript has a single exon. Gene Ontology annotation, molecular function: olfactory receptor activity; G protein-coupled receptor activity. Gene Ontology annotation, biological process: G protein-coupled receptor signaling pathway. Lineage: Eukaryota; Metazoa; Chordata; Lepidosauria; Squamata; Varanidae. The record is from RefSeq and is a predicted model, not a curated record. The coding region runs from base 1 to 879 and encodes 292 amino acids.
AUGGCUGGGAACAUUCUCAUUAUUCUGCUAGUCUUCACGGAUCAGCAGCUUCACACACCUAUGUAUUUUUUUCUUGGAAGUCUUGCAUGCUUGGAGACCUGCAGCAGCUCAAACAUCUUGCCAAGAAUGUUAUCCAAUUUUCUAAGUGGAAGGAAGACCAUUUCUGUCAAUGCAUGCUUCCUGCAAAAUGUUAUCUUUGGUUCUAUAGGAGUUGCAGAAUGUUACCUCUUAUCUGUAAUGUCCUAUGACCGGUACUUAGCUAUAUGCAAGCCACUACAUUAUGUGACCAAGAUGAAUGACAGGCUGUGUUUCCAACUGAUAGCCAUCUCUUGCUUUAGUGGUGUCCUGGCAAAUAGUUUGGCAAUGAUUGCCAUCUCCAUGUUACAAUACUGUGUUCACAAAGAAAUUGACCAUUACUUUUGUGACACUUUUCCAAUCAUAGAACUCUCUUGCAGUGACACCUAUAUAUUAAAACUGUUUCUAUAUGUUGCAUCCUCUGUAAUCACAUUCGCUCCAUUUACAUUGACCUUAACAUCAUACAUUUUCAUCAUUGCAGCCAUAAUGAGAAUCCCAUCCACCACAGGGAAGCAAAAGGCAUUUUCCACUUGUUCUUCCCAUCUCUUGGUAGUUACGUUUUUUUAUGGUACACUGAUUAGCGUAUAUGUAAUACCAGGUAACAAUAGUCUGAAUGGCCUUCGCAAAAUCUUCUCCAUUUUCUAUACCAUCCUGACCCCCAUGGUCAACCCCAUCAUGUACAGUCUGAGAAAUAAAGAGGUGAAGGAUGCCUUGAGAAGACAUGCUUUAUUUGUAUUUGUUCAAAUUCAGAAGCUAUACAGGAACAGCAUUUUUUACUUCCUCAAAACAGCAUUCAAAAUGUGA